GCUUCCGGCGUCGCUGUGUCCGCUGCAGGAAUUUACAGGAAUAUGAGUUGGUCCCAAGAAAAGUGUGAAUUGCAUACGAGUGCCAUCCAUCAGUCACAGUUAUACCUUACCUGGGUGGCUACCUGGAACUAUUUCAUCCUCUCGGUUAAUGACUCAUUACAUUCAUCGAGUAUGCACCCAGCAGACACUCGAAGGGGAAGGUGAAGAGCCAGAGGUGGUGGUGCAUGUCGGCAGUAAUGACAUCGGGAAGAAAAGGAGGGGCGUCCUACAGCGGGACUUCACAGAACUCAGAAGAAGCAGGACUUCGAGGGUGGUUGUCUCCGGUUUGCUUCCAGUUCCAUGGGCCGGAGAGGGCAGGAACAGAGAGAUAAUGGACUUGAACAUGUGGCUGAGGGACUGGUGCCGGAAGCAAGGAUUUAAAUUCUUGGAUCACUGGGGCAUUAGAUCAGUAUGAAGAGGAGGUCACAAGUGGGGUUAAUUCACACACUGCAUUUGGCAUUGUGGAGGAAACUUGGCUUGCAGUGUAAAUUCCAAAGUAGUAGACGACCUACUACUCCUCUUGGCUCCCGGAUUUUAUCUGAUCCCAGCAAAGUAUUUGAACAUAAUAUGUGGGAUCACAUUCAGUGGACACCUGAACAGGAACAGCUUGCUAGACUAAAGGCUGAAGAAAAUUCCAGCAUUAAAGUUUCGUUGGAAGACCAAGUUAAAUAUGACAAAGAUGCCAGUGUCUACUGGGACAAAUUCUACAGAGCUCAUCAAAAUAAAUUCUUCAAAGAUCGUAGAUGGUUGUUACAGGAGUUUCCCGAACUGUUUCCAAAUAGAGCAUUCAAUUGGAAUGAAGAGGUCAAGGAAUCACCAAGUAAUUCUGCAAGUCCGGAUCAAGCAAAGUUGGAUCCUUUUAAUAAGACAUGUGCUAAACAAAAUUUCGCUGAUACUGUACAGAAAUCAAAUCUUGUAGAACAAACAAAGAAUGGCAAAAACGUGGAACAUGAGCAUGACAGGAAGAGGACAGACAUGUGGAAAAGUUCAGAAUAUUUUCCUGGUAUUGAUUUCGCUUUCAGAAUUUUUGAGGUUGGAUGUGGUGCUGGGAACAGUGCUUUUCCUGUUCUGGGUGAAAUUUGCUUCAACAAAAUAUGGACGUAUAGCAAGCCCAGCAACCCCAGAGCAUUCCUUUAUUGCUGUGACUUCUCAGAGAGUGCAGUGGAGCUGGUGAAGUCUCACCGUUUGUAUGACCCAUCCCGAUGUUAUGCCUUUGUUCACGAUCUGUGUAAUGAAGCAGGAGCCACCUACCCAUUUCCAGAUGCAAGUAUUGAUGUCAUUCUUCUUGUAUUUGUGCUUUCUUCUAUUCACCCAAAGAGAAUGCAGGAUGUCGUAAAUCAACUAAGCAAAUUGCUUAAACCUGGAGGGAUGAUAUUAUUUCGGGAUUAUGGCAGAUAUGAUAUGACUCAACUGCGAUUAAAGAAAGGUCGCUGCUUAUUUGGAAACUUCUAUGUUCGGGGAGAUGGUACAUGUGUUUACUUCUUCACAAAAGAAGAAAUUUCAAAUAUAUUCAUCUCAGCUGGAUUGAAGGAGGUUCAAAACUUAAUGGAUCGCCGACUCCAAGUAAACCGCAAAAAAAGAAUUGCAAUGCAUCGUGUUUGGGUGCAAUGCAAAUACCUAAAGCCCCCUGUAAAGUGUUGUUAAGAUGGAAGAUAUUUAUUUUUGCAUCUCUCUUAAACAGUGUUGCUGCACUUGGAAAAGUUUUAUUACUGUAUGCUGUUAGUUUCCUUUUGUUCCUUGAAUGUAUAGGCAUAUUUUUUCCUUUCCUUUUUCACAAUCCAAUUUUACUUUUAUGUA
Stegostoma tigrinum is the source of this 1836-nucleotide messenger RNA. It is a transcript of the gene mettl8, whose product is annotated as methyltransferase 8, methylcytidine. The transcript is spliced from 12 exons. Lineage: Eukaryota; Metazoa; Chordata; Chondrichthyes; Orectolobiformes; Stegostomatidae. Gene Ontology annotation, molecular function: tRNA (cytidine-N3)-methyltransferase activity. The record is from RefSeq and is a predicted model, not a curated record. Bases 451 to 1683 code for a protein of 410 amino acids.